Molecule: messenger RNA, 2076 nt
Organism: Loxodonta africana (African savanna elephant)
Lineage: Eukaryota; Metazoa; Chordata; Mammalia; Proboscidea; Elephantidae
Product: beta-defensin 112
Exons: 2
Coding region: 94-384 (96 amino acids)
Biological process (GO): innate immune response
Cellular component (GO): extracellular region
Source: RefSeq, a predicted model, not a curated record
AUAAAGGAAAGGGUUCUUUCUUUUUUUAUUUCAAUAACAUCUGGCCUAAGGCAGAAGAGCUGAGGGUGAUUUUCUCCUAAGAAAUCAUCUACCAUGAAAAUUCUUCUCUUUUUCUCUACCUUGCUCUUCACUGGUGUCCUAAUGCCACGAGGUAACAGGAACGUUAUUGCCGGGGUGGGGUGGGGAGAGAUUACUUCCAGCUAUUUUUUCCUUCUUCCAGACAGAAGUAAAGAACAUCAUGCUGUCUUUAACAUGUGGGAUGCAUGUAUAAAGCUCAGUGGUCAGUGUAAAAGACAUUGUGGUGAAGAUCAAUAUAGGAUUGCGUAUUGUGCAAGACAUACAGUUGAUUGCUGCAUGAAAAGAUGUAAACCUGUGGAGAAGUAAUAAAAGAGAACCAAACACAAAGAGAGGACCCAUCUUAACUAAGCCUUCUCGUUAUUUCUUUACUUUUCAUUUCUUCAUACUUAGUCCGGGAUUUCUAUCCAUGCAUACAAAUAAUGAAUAAAGAAUUUAAAAAAUAUAUUUUUAGGGGAAGUGUUCUUUUAAGCGGAACAUUGUUCAGCUUGGAAGCAAGGGUCAAAAAACAUAGUAGAGCUUAGAUCUCCGUAAUAGAAGGAGAAUGAGAGAGAAAGUACAUGGGUGCCUGAACUGCUACGUUAAAUGAGAUGUCGGGGCCAAGUCUAUGAUUAGUGUGAAAAGAAUGUUGUAGCUUAUUAGUGACUUGGAGGCCUGAUGGCAUACUGGUUAAGAGCUCGGCUGCUAACCAGAAGGUCAGCAGUUUGAAUUCACCAACCACUCCUUGGAAACCAUAUGGGACAGUUCUAUUCUGUCCUAUAGGUUGCCAUGAGUUGGAAUUGUCUCGACGACAGCAACAGGUUUGGCUUUUGGUUUUUAUUGGUGACUUAUGUUAAGCAUUUUUUGGGGGAAAAUCAACAGUAGGGGGAAGGGAAUUGAUAAAAAAAUGAAAGGUAUCUUUUGUCCCUGAACUAGUGAAAGUGCAAGAGCUUUGAUGGGUUGGUUAUACUAUUAUACUAUCAUAGAACUCUUAAAACAAAAACUAUCCAAGUGCAUAGACAUUUUUUGAGAAGAAUAACUGCAAAAAGUGGAACAGAAGGAGACUACUUUGAGGAGGAAAAGGAAGUAGGAUGAAUUCCUGUAGCUUGUGGUAUAAAAGAGAGAGAGAAUGGAAAAAAAAGGCCUGUAUGUAAGAGGGUAUGUGUGGGUAUGUAAGAAUUAGCCUUAUAGUUUAAUAUAUGAAAAGACCCUAAUAGAUUUCCAACUCUAAAAUUGAAGAUGUGAAGCAGUUAAAUAUAUUCCAUUUUUCACUUUGGGGAUGUUAAAAAUGUUGAUUGAAAAAGGCAAAAAUAAGUCCAGAACUAAGUGCUGUACAUCUGACAGUGCGGGAUAAAUUGGGUUCUCUCUCUCUUCAAAUAAUGACUGGAUAAUGAGAGUCUCUUGGGCUGUGGCCAAUGACCUUGCUGUUAGAUCAGCAAUUCAGCCCCAUAUGAUUGACAAUUAAAAACACCUCCGUGUUUACAAUUACAGAAAUUCCUACGAGAAUUCUGAGGGAAAAGUAAAAUGGGCUACAGUGGUUAAAGUGAUUGACUGCUAACCAAAAGGUCAGCAAGUGGAAACGACCAGCAGCUCUGAAGGAAAAAAAUGUGGCUGUCUGCUUUUACAAAGAUUUACAGCCUGGGAAACCCUAUGAGUUGGAAUCAACUCAAUGGCAGUGGGUUGGUGCAUAAAUGGCAUGAAAUACAAAUACUAUUGCCCUAGUUGGGACCCUAGAAACCCUGGUGGCGUAUUGGUUAAGUGCUAUGACUGCUACUCAAAAAGUCAGCAGUUCGAAUCCACCAGGCACUCCUUGGAAACUCUACAGGGCAGUCCUACUCUGUCCUAAAAGGUCGCUACGAGUCGGAAUCAACUCGACGGCACUGAGUUUGGUUUUUUUUUGGAGUUGGGACCCUGAAGUUAGCCACUGUGCUGAGUAUGUACAGGGCUGCUGAAGGAUGAAACACCAGGCAGAAUGAUGGCAUAGUCUACUUUUGCCUGUUGAAGCUACUAAUGUGAUAAACA